CACGCGUCGCACGUUUAUUAUCUUCUUUCUGUUCAAGUGCCAUUUCAUUGCAUGCAGUGCAGUCUAUAAAACAGAGAAUGCGUUCUCGGUGGAUCUCGAGUUUCCUAUCACUUAUCGUCAUUCGUAGCGUAUAAACAUAACAGCACGCGGUCAUUAACUUACAAAUUGUUUACGUGUCGCGCGCGCGAGUACAGGCACAUGAGAGCUGGCUGAUAUCGGCGUCGGGAUGCUGGUUACUGCUGGUUACUGCUAGAGGAAAAAAAAACCGGAUCGAGAACCAUUGUAAGCGUCCACGGGCUUUCAGGGUUUCGGGUUGAAUAAUCGCCAGUGCCGUGAACAUCGAAGCAAAAUGUCAUGCAGCUACGCGGACGGGCUAUCGCACUACGAAAACAAAGGAGUGCUGGGUCUCGCAGAGCGAUACGACAGCGUUGAGGCGUUACGGCUGAAAUGCGGUCUACUCGCCGAUUGGAUACAAGCGGCACGUCACGUCGUUGUUCACACCGGCGCCGGCAUCAGCACUGCUGCGGGCAUUCCGGAUUUUCGAGGUACAAAUGGAGUAUGGACAUUAGAACAGAAAGGUCUAAAACCUACAAUGAACACAUCCUUCGAUGAAGCAAUACCUACCAAGGCACAUAUGGCAUUAAAAAAAUUAGUGGAAGCCAAAAAAGUAAAAUUCAUCAUAAGUCAGAAUAUCGAUGGCUUGCAUCUACGGUCAGGACUGCAAAGACAGCACCUCGCAGAAUUGCAUGGAAACAUGUUUACAGAACAAUGCGACAAAUGUGGCAGGCAAUUCAUUCGGAACUUUGCAACGAAAAGCGUGGGCAAGAAAUCAUUAGACACAGUCUGUAGGUCGGAACAGAUAGGUGGUCGUCCUUGUCGUGGCCGUAUGCACGACACCAUCCUCGAUUGGGAACACAACUUGCCAGACAGUGAUCUGACACUGUCUGACCUGCAUUCUAGUGUGGCUGACUUGAGUAUAUGUCUGGGGACAACAUUACAAAUUAUUCCCAGUGGUAAUCUACCUUUGUACACCAAAAAGUAUGGAGGUCGGCUGGUUAUAUGUAAUCUACAACCCACGAAACAUGAUAAGAAAGCGGACUUGAUAAUUAACGGCAACGCCGAUGACAUCAUGGUCAACGUGAUGAAGAAAUUAGGUUUGGAGAUCCCAGAAUAUGAGAGCACAAUGGAUCCAACACGAAACUCCGACACAACGUCCAAGGAGAUGGACUGGACAAUACCGACCAGCAGGGUAAAGGAGAUGAACGUCCUGUACAAGAAAGUGUGCAAGCCCAUGAAAAGGAAACGGAAGACGUUCAUGUACGAGAGAGAGCGGACGGACACUAAACGAGACGCGAAAACGAAGAAGCCGGCCUUUAUGAUGGACCAGGACAUAAAAACGGAGGAUCCGGAAUCAUUGAACACGCCGAAGAUAGAAUGCAACGAUCCGGUGGUCGGCGACAUGAGCAGUAACCCUGUGAAGAUCGAGCAGGACAUCAAGGAUCAACUGGAACCGUUCGAGGAGUUUUCAACGGAGAGUGUCAGCCAGCCGGACCCCGGCUUACAAGUGUCAGAUAUACUGUAGCAUGAAGAUUUCAACAUAUGGUGAUCUUAACGACCUAAUAUUCUUGUUGAGGGGUUCUUCUGUUUCGGAGACUUGACAACAAACUAAAAAUUCGACAAGCCUUUUCCUGUUAAAUCAGAUCACAAAAAUUUGAAGGAUUCAACGAAAAGGGUUGUAGAUUUCGAGAAAGCUGCGACCGGAGCGGUUCCUCUGUUAUAAGUCUGACGAAUGAUCGAGUUUUCGGGCUCUGAAACAGAAAAACCCCUUUAGUUUUCAGUCUACGUUCAACUUAUCCAUGAGUGCAUAUAGAAUGGAUGUUAUCUGCAUGUGAAGAAUGCCUAAAGUGCUACCGAUUUGUUUAUACAGGAAACGAUAUCGUAGUAAGCGGGGGGGAAAAGGUCACAGAGAAUUGUAACAGAAGUUCGGUAAAUCGCUUUUAUCGUCAGAUGCCAGAGAACGCUGCGCAAUACGUGUACAUAUGUGUAGUAGUAAUUUCGUGAUCGCUUCAUGUUUUGUCCGCUUGCCCCAUUACUCGAGCGUGUGUACAAGCGUAGUUCAUGCCCUGAAGGUCAGUGUUUCAGCGACUAACGUUGUAUCAUACUUCCGACCUGCGGAUAGAUGCAUGCACAUCAUGGGUUCUUUCCAUUGUCGUAGUACAUUGUCUAACGUUAUGUACUUAAGAUGAUUUAUUUAGGAUCGUUUGUAACACGUUGAUAGGGAUCCUGCGUAGAUCUCUCAAGAGAGAUGUGUACUUACAGGUAAUGAUGUAGUCAGAGAGGUUAUGGGUGCUGAAUACAUCUGACAAAUGUUAAGAAUUAACUUCAAUUUAUUAUUUGAAAAUUUUUAUGAUAGUUUGGCUGCAGAUGAUACUAAACAAUGCUUGAGAAGGGGGCGGGCUGUGAGCCAAAACAGAUCGAGAAACUAUUGUUACAUAUUUUGAGUCUUGGAAGUGUUUAAAGUAAUUUCAGAAUGAGGUUUUUGGGCCAGUAUACUGUCUAUCGUUACCUAGAAGUACACACAUUACAUAUUACGUUUAAGUGCGUUUAAUUAACAUAUAAAUAUAUAUAUAUAUGAUAUAUGAUAUAUAUACACUGUUCGUGUUUUCUGAAACUGUGACCAAUACUUCCGGAGGUUGUUCGAUUAUUGAUGGAGCGAUUAAGGAAGUUCUAUAAUGAUGUUUUAACUGAGAUACUCGUUGCUAGCUUGGAACGUUUAAGAUUGAGAUCUUUUUAAUAGAAAGCUCCGUACGAGCGUCGAUGUUGUUUGGUCAUUUGAUAGUUAAGUGUCUCUUUCUCGUUAAACGCACAUGUUUGUACAAUCGCAACUGCGAUACAGAUCUCUUCUCCAGAACGAACGUCGAACCAAGCAAUAGAUACGUCGAUGUUCACACAUUGUGAUGAUGAACAAUGGCUCGCGGAAGUGUUCGAAAACCGUUUAAAAUGGAAUAAGUUUUUUUUAAAUUGGACCAAAUGACUUAAAAUAAAAGUUAUAGGCUCAGAUAAAACUGUUAAAAAAACAUGAGAUUUUUAUUUGUACCAUAAUUUUAAGUAAAUGCAAUUUGAGGAAAGAACUUUUUAGGCAUUGUAUAGUAAAUUUAUUUUUUCAAUAUCUCUAAAAAAUUCAAGUCAUUCCGUCGAAUUAUAAACAGAUUAUUCCAUUUUAAAAGGUGUUCGGAAUACUUUCGUAAACCAUUAUUUAUGCCCUCGUGAGCAACUCGGGAAAGGAAGUGCAAAUGAUUUACAAAAAAAAGAAGGAAAUUUGAAUAAGAAGAAAAAGAUAUAUAAGCGAGUCUUUCUUAUAUCGGCAUUCGACGCUAUUCAGUCGAUAGCGUGUUUUACGGUAGAACGCAGAUUAGUGAAACGUGUAAUAUUUAUAUGUACAUAGCGAUGCGCGCUUGGUUGCUCUUAAUAAUUUAUUACUUUAAUUGACAUUAUUUACUGGACGUUACUAUUAGUGAAAUAUUAUAGCAUUCGACGGGAAAUAAAACUAUGGAAACGGGA
This is a messenger RNA of Megalopta genalis, 3561 nucleotides long. RefSeq names its product sirtuin 6 (gene Sirt6). Gene Ontology annotation, biological process: negative regulation of transcription by RNA polymerase II. The record is from RefSeq and is a predicted model, not a curated record. Gene Ontology annotation, cellular component: nucleus. NCBI's taxonomy places the organism in Eukaryota, Metazoa, Arthropoda, Insecta, Hymenoptera, Halictidae. Gene Ontology annotation, molecular function: NAD+ binding; histone H3K9 deacetylase activity, NAD-dependent; transcription corepressor activity.